GUUCCUAAGAGCACAGUGGCCUCCACAAUCCUUAAAAGGAAGACGUUUGGGACGACCGGAACCCUUCCUAGAGUUGGCCGUUCGGCCAAACUGAGCAAUUUGGGGAGAAGAGCCUUGGUGAGAGAGGUAAAGAAGAACCCAAUGAGGUUGUGGCUGAGCUCCAGAGAUGCAGUCGGGAGAUGGCCAAAAGUUCUAGAAAGUCAACCAUCGCUGGAGCCCUCCACCAGUCCAGCCUUUAUGGCAGAGUAAGCCGACAGAAGCCUCUCCUCAGUGCAAGACAUAUGAAAGCCCGCAUGGAGUUUGCUAAAAAACACUUGAAGGACUCCAAGAUGGUGAGAAAUAAGAUUCUCUGGUCUGAUGAGACCUAGAUAGAAAUUGUUGGCCUUAAUUCUAAGUGGCAUGUGUGGAGAAAACCAGGCACUGCUCAUCACCUGUCCAAUACAAUCCCAACAGUGAAGCAUGGUGGUGGCAGCAUUUUGCUGUGGGGGUGUUUUUCAGUUGCAGGGACAGGUCGACUUGUUGCAAUCGAAGGAAAGAUGAAUGCGGCCAAGUAAAGGCACAUCCUGGACAAAAACCUUCUCCAGAGUGCUCAGAACCUCAGACUGGGCCGAAGGUUCACCUUCAAACAAGACAAUGACCCUAAGCACACAGCUAAAAUACCGAAUGUGUGGCUUUAGAACAACUCCGUGGCUGUUCUUGAAUGGCCCAGCCAGAGCCCUGACUUAAACCUAAUUGAGCAUCUCUGGAAAGACCUGAAAAUGGCUGCCCACCAACGUUCACCAUCCAACCUGACAGAACUGGAGAGGAUCUGCAAGGAGGAAUGGCAGACGAUCACAAAAUCCAGGUGGGAAAAACUUGUUGCAUCAUUCCCAAAAAGACUGUAUUAGCUCAAAAGGGUGCUUCUACUAAAUACUCAGCAAAAGGUCUGAAUACUUAUGGCUGUGAUAUUUCAGGUUUUUCUUUUUUAAUAAAUCUGCUAAAAAAAAUCAACAAUUCAAUUUGUUUUCUGUCAAUAUGGGGUGCUGUGUGUACAUUCAUGUAGCAAAAAAACUUAAAUGAUUUUAGCAAAUGGCUGAAAUAUAAAAAAAGAGUGAAAUAUUUAAGGGGGUCUGAAUACUCUCCGUACCCACUGUAAAUGUACCGUACCCGGCACUAUGAAAUGGAUCAUGGCCACGGGGUUCCAGUAGAAGCCGACCGGGUUGCACAGCACCAGCUGAGGUUUGGGCCGCCGAAAGCCUAAAUCCAGGCUGCGUGGGCGAGUGCGGUUGCGGAUCAGCGUGUAGAUAUAGUGCGACAGGCGCAACAGUUGGCCUUUGGCAUCCUUCAGCUCCAGCUCCAGAAGGUAGCGGCUGCCCUGGACGCCAUCCACUCGCUUCUCCACGUUAACCACGCGCACCAGCGUGAAGGGGCUACACGCACGCAUGCACACACAGAGAUUAAACUUCAUUUGUUUUCCUUGCAUAAAUGCAUCUUAAUUGUUUCCUGUUGUUUUUAACAGGUAAGGGAAGUCACUAGUUUGGAAAAGCUAGUUACAUCCAAGCAUGUACAGUGGAUAUAAAAUGUCUACACAUCCCUGUUCAAAUGCCAGCUUUCUGUGAUACAAAAAAUAUGAGACCAAGAUAAAUUAUUUCAAAACAAUUCCUACCAUUAAUGUGACCUAGAACCUGUCCACCUCAUUGUUCUUUGAAAGAGGGGAAGUAAAAAUAAACAACUGGGAUAAUGUCAUUGUACAAGUGUGCACACCCUCUUAUAACUGGGGACGUGGCUGUCUCCAGAAUUAACUAAUAACAUUCAAACUUGUGUUAAAUGGAAGUCAGCACACGCCUGCCACUAGAGCUUGGCGAUAUGGAUAAAAUGUAUCACGAUAUGAUAAAAAAAAAAAAUGCAACAUGGCUUGCCAUGUUGCAUUUUGUCGUCUGCUCACUGCCAGCCAUGAGCUCCGACUGACCUUUAACCAAUCAGUGAUCGCCUUUCUAUUUACCUCUGCCUGACCGCAACUUUAAUUUCUGUUCAAUCCACACUGUUGUCAUCGAAUUACGAGAAAUAAAUGUUUCAAUCUUUGUUUUGAGCGCUGCUGACUGCUCAGAAAAAAGGUUUUAUUUACUGUAAGUACAGUACUUUAAAAAAUAUGCAUUGUGCAUCUGUCCUUCCCUUGCUGAGUGAUAUAAGCGCGCUGCCACAUUAAAAGUAGCCCGUACGUGCGUCCUUUGAGUUUUACAAAUAAUUAAAAAAAAUAAUAAAAACAUUUUAAAAAAUAAGGUUCUCCGAGGCAUCCGAGGCAUUUUUUUUUUUUUUUUUGGCUCCAAUUAAGGACUCGUUUCAACCCUACAGCAUACAUUGUGGAAAACUUUGCUAGAAACUUGGAUAAAUGACAAAAGAAAAGAUAGAAGACAAACAGCACAAUUUCUAUCGUCCUCAUGAUAUAUAUCACCAUAUCGCCCAGCUCUACUUGCCACCAUUUAAAGCGCCUCUGAUUAACCCCAAUUAAAGUUUGACUGCCAUACUUUGUCCGCCCCUGGUUUAGAGGGAUGGCCAGAAACCAUAAGGAGACACUCACUCUUCAUUCUUCUCGUUGAGUUGGGCUACAAAAGCUUUGGCGACGGGCAGCGCGUCGGUGGAGUGCAGCAGCAGGUUACCCGAGACAUUGCAGUGCAAGUCGAUCCAGUCGGAACGCAUUGCCUGCAGGUCAACGUGAUUGACGUGGAAGGUCUGACUCCAAUCCACUUCGGGGUCAAACCCAGGCGCAGGGGUUCUUCAUCAUGGAGAAUGGCAGAUCCCAAUUUCCAUUUCCUUACCAGCCUUACACCAUCCAGGAGGAGUUUAUGCGAUCCUUGUACAGUGCACUGGACCAGGGCAAAGUUGGUAUCUUUGAGAGCCCGACUGGGACGGGCAAAUCUCUGAGUCUGAUAUGCGGGGCGUUGAGCUGGCUGACAGACCUCGAGACCAAAAGAAAACAGGAGGUGGCCGCCCAGCUGCAGGAGGGCGAGAUGUCGCUUUCUUCAUCCGAUCCAGAGGCCGGUGGCUGUAGUUUGUCCGCGGAGCCAGACUGGAUCACCAGUUUUAUGCAAAAAAAGGCUGAACGGGAUUUGGUGGCAAAGUUGAAGGAGGAUGAAAUGAAAAGAAAAAAGCGAGACGAGCGCUUAGAACGGAUGAGAAGCAAUGUUCAGCUCAAGUAUGCAAUGAAAAGAAAGAGCUGUGAGGAGGAUGAAGCAUUCAAGUUGCUCCAGCUCAGUAAAGAGGAUCAAACAGACACAGCGGCAAAUCAAGACGACGAAGAUCUUAUUAUUGCAGAGUAUGAAAGCGACGAUGAGUCGAAGACAAAGAGCAGAUUCCGUGGGGGUGAAGAAGAGGAUGACGAGCUAGUUGAAGAGCACGUAACCAAGAUUUACUACUGCAGUCGCACACACUCCCAGCUUGCUCAGUUCGUACAUGAGGUCCUGAAGAGCCACUUCAGCAAGGACAUCAGUCUGGUCACGAUGGGCUCCCGGCAGAAUCUUUGCAUCAAUGAGGAGGUGCGACGCCUGGGCAGCGUUCAGCGCAUUAACGACCGGUGCUUGGAGAUGCAGAAAAACCAACACGAGAAGCCGCAUCACGACGAGGGCGCCAAGAAGAAGCGAGGCCCGGCGAAGAGCAUAUGUCCCUACAGCAAGAUCUUGGCACUGCAACAGAUGAGGGACGAACUCCUUGGCAAGGUCCACGACAUCGAGCAGCUCCUGGAGCUGGGCAGGAAAAGCCAUUCGUGUCCUUACUACGCCACGCGUCUCGCUGUCCCUCAGGCGCAGUUGGUGGUGUUGCCUUAUCAGAUGGUGCUUCAUGAAGCAACACGGCGGGCAGCAGGCAUUCAGCUGAAGGACCAGGUGGUGAUCAUAGACGAAGCUCACAACCUCAGCGAGACACUCUCCUGCAUACACAGUGUAGAGCUCAGCGGUGCGCAGCUUUGCCGGGCUCACUCACAGCUCAGCCAGUAUGCUGAACGCUUCAGAAGUCGGCUGAAGGCGAAGAAUGUAAUGUAUAUUAAGCAAGUUCUCUUUGUGAUUGAGGGGCUAGUACGAGUGCUUGGAGGCAAGGUUGGUCAGAAUCCACAAAACCAAACCACACAAGCAGCAACAGAGAUGUUUACUAUCAACAACUUUCUUUUCAAAACUCAAAUUGACAACAUCAACUUCUAUAAGCUUCACGGAUACUUUGAGAAGAGCAUGAUCAGCAGAAAACUAGGUGGUUUUGUGGAUAAGUAUGUGGGUUCGGGCGUGAGUCCGCACACGCAUGUUUGCUCCAAGAAGGAGAACCGGCGCACAGAGGGCUUGAACCGCUAUCUUCAGUCCCUGCACGGCAAACAGAGCACGACACCAGCUCUUCCAAACGACCAACAGGCGUCCUUAGAGGCAGAGAACAUGCUGGCUGCUUCCCCUAUGAUGCAAGUGGAGGGCUUCUUUAUGGCGCUCACCAACAGCAACACAGACGGCAGGGUGGUCAUACACAGACAAGGGAAUCUGUCAGAAAGCAGCGUCAAGUUCCUUCUCUUGAACCCGGCCGUCCACUUCGCCCAGGUGUUGAAGGAGUGCAGGGCCGUUAUCGUCGCUGGAGGAACUAUGCAGCCUGUGUCAGACUUCAAACAGGAGCUGCUGUUUUCCGCCGGAGUGCAAGAAGAGCGCAUUGCUGAGUUUUCCUGCGGCCAUGUGAUUCCACCUGAGAACAUCCUUCCCAUUGCCCUGUGCAGCGGUCCAUCUGGUCAGGAGCUGGAUUUCACGUACCAAAACAGAGAUUCCCCUUGCAUGAUGGACGAGACGGGUCGCAUCCUCUUGAACAUCUGCAACGUGGUGCCAGGCGGUGUGGUGUGCUUCUUUCCCUCGUACGAGUACUCGAGGCGCAUCGUGGCUCACUGGGGGUCCGGCGGCAUUCUGACCCGUCUCGCCAACAAGAAGAAGAUUUUCCAGGAGCCCAAGAAGGCCAACCAGGUGGAGCAGGUGCUGGGCGAGUUCUCCCGUUGUAUCCAGAGGUGCGCUCAGCAAGGAGGUGGCGGCUUAACGGGGGCGUUGCUGUUCCCCGUGGUGGGUGGAAAGAUGAGUGAGGGCAUCAAUUUCUCUGAUAAUCUGUGCAGGUGUGUGGUGAUGGUUGGAAUGCCUUAUCCCAACAUCAAAUCACCGGAACUACAGGAAAAGAUGUCUUACCUGGACAAACACCUGACUCACAGUGGAGAGAAGAGCCCUGGCCAAGCACUAAUUGAAAAUCUCUGCAUGAAGGCUGUCAAUCAAUCAAUAGGCAGAGCUAUCCGUCACCGCGGCGAUUACUCCUCUAUCGUGCUGUGCGACCGACGCUACUCCCGUACCGCCACCCUCGCCAAACUUCCGGCAUGGAUUCGGAGUCGUACCAGCACGCACCCAAGCUUCGGCCCCGCGUUCGCCGCCUUGCGGAAGUUCUUUGUGGAGAAGAAGCAAAAGCUCGACUAGUUUUUUUACUUGAACUGCUGGAUCCUGGUUGCUGCAAUUGUACAGUGAAUACGGGGCUUCUGCAGUAAGGUUCUCUCUUCCAGCCAUCAGAUAUAAGAUCUUGUGUUGGACACGUCAAUGUGGUUGUGUUCUGCUAUAGCCUGAGCGCAUCCGUGCUUUAGUAAUAUUGGCAUCUACUAUGUUGACAAAAUUUCUAGGACACCUGGGACACACUCAUCCAAAGAAAACAGGAGAUUGUUGUUGCAUGUCCUUCACACCAAGUACUUGCCAUAAAUUCCUGUAGCUCCUUCAAUGUUCCUCACCAAUUUUCUUCUCAUCUUCAUCUAUUUUGGAGGACAUCCACUUUAUGCUAAUGACACUGCUGUGCCACUUUUUCUUAAUUUGAUUAUUACUGUCUUCACUGUGUUUCAUGGUAUAUUUGAUGCCUUAGAAAUUAUUUUCUACCCUUCUUCUGACUGAUAUGUUUGAAUAAUAAGAUUCUUCUGAUGCUGUGGACGCUCUCUGCGGACUAUGGCAUGUGAUGUAAGAUGCGUUUUCAAAAAUGUCAGGAAAAGCCUACUAGCACAGCUUAAAUGUAGUUGCGAUUCAUCGGAGGCACUUUAAAUGGUGGCAUGUGGAUUUAACAUGAAGUUGAAUGAAUGUGAUUGUUCUGGUCUGAACAUCUCCAGUUAUAAAACACACACUUGUUUAA
Messenger RNA from Phycodurus eques (leafy seadragon), 6138 nucleotides. RefSeq names its product DEAD/H (Asp-Glu-Ala-Asp/His) box helicase 11 (gene ddx11). The coding region runs from base 2760 to 5447 and encodes 895 amino acids. The transcript is spliced from 28 exons. Gene Ontology annotation, biological process: nucleobase-containing compound metabolic process; establishment of sister chromatid cohesion. Gene Ontology annotation, cellular component: nucleus. Gene Ontology annotation, molecular function: DNA binding; DNA helicase activity; ATP binding. NCBI's taxonomy places the organism in Eukaryota, Metazoa, Chordata, Actinopteri, Syngnathiformes, Syngnathidae. The record is from RefSeq and is a predicted model, not a curated record.